Messenger RNA from Paramecium sonneborni, 2038 nucleotides. NCBI's taxonomy places the organism in Eukaryota, Ciliophora, Oligohymenophorea, Peniculida, Parameciidae. The record is from the annotation of a GenBank genome assembly.
AUGAUUAAAAAGUAUACAUUAACAUUUAAUUCAUUUGAACUCGAAUAAUCUUUUAAGCUUUGGAUCAUUGAUUAAAAUCAAAUAAUGUAUGAAAUAACAUUGUCUACCUUCUCAAUAUAUUUGAUACUCAACCUAAUCAAUUACACUCAGAACAUUAUCUACUUAAUUACAACAUCAGUCACACUCUGUAUUGAAUUAACCAUGCUUUUCUUUUUUAGAAGAUACCCUAUGCAAAGAGAGUAUAUAAAAAGCUUAAAUUUGAUCAUUGUGAGUAUAUUAAUUGAUAUUUACAUAUGGUUGAACUAUGGUUAAACUCUCUAUUUGGAAGUGGGUGCUGCUAAAUUAUGUAAUACUUUUAUAUUAUUCUAAAGGUCUCUAUUUGUAAGGCAAUAAAUUUAUUACACAAUCAGUAAUAUUUCUAUUUAGUUAAGCUGCUGAAAUGUCAUUUCUCUAAUAAUAAUUAGUACCUCUCAUUACUUAUAGUCUAUUAUGUAUUUAUUUUAUUUUCCUCCGUUAUCAGACAGAAAUGAAACGACGUUAACAUUACUUAGCUUUUAGGUCUUAAAUUCUUUAUGAGAAUUUGAUUGAAGAACAACUACCAGCAUGGGUUGUACUUGUUAAAUAUGAUAACAAAUAAGCUCAGUUAAAAAUGGACAAAAUAAAUAAGGUUAUGAAAGAAACAUUUAAUUUAAAUUCAGAUCAAAAAUUUAGAGAAUUCUUAAGAGAUUCCAAUAUCUAACCAUUAGAAGGUAUCAAUCAAAAAGCUUUUAAUUUUGAAGAUGUCUUAAUUAAAGAUCUUCUCUAAAAAUAAUCAAAUAAUUAAAUAACUAAAUUUGUUGGAAGAUUCAAUAAUAAUGAUAAAAAAUGGUAAUUUCAAAUUACUAAAAUCUAUUUUAAUACUAUAGAACCUACCAUUUUAUUAUUAUUCAUUGAAGAAGGAGGUGAUUUAUUUGAUUUUUUCACUCAUUAAUUAAAAUGGAGAGAUUAAUAACUUGUCAAUCAUAGUAAAAUGUGCUUAAAUUAUAUCAAAGAUUAAAUUAAUCUAUUAAAAUUCUUUAAAUAAUCAGCAAAUUCAUAAUAAUUAUAUCAUAUCAAUAAUUAAAUUAGUAAUAGUUAUAUAUUAUUUAAUCAAAGUUUAAACAUUUUGAAUAUUACUAAAAUUAUCUAUAAUAAAUUAAAAUAUAAUGUCAACUAAUUUAAUUUAAUAGAUUUAAUCAAUUAAUUAAAAGAAGAUUUAAAAUUUUCAAACAAAUAAUUAUUAUUUGAUAUUUGUUUAAAGACAGAUAGAUCUAAAAUGAUUUCAGUUAUAUUGAGUAUUUCUGAGUUUAUAAGAUUAAUGCUUGCAAUAAAUACGAAUGAUGAGAAAUAACUUUAUGAAAUACAUCCAUUAGGUUUUCCAAUUUAAAUAAAAUUUAAAAGAAUUCAUUCGAAUCCAGCAUGUUUAUUAAUUACGAUGUAACAUCAACUUUUGAAUAUUCCAAAUAAAAUUUAAGAGGCUUUAAAGAAAGCAGCUACAUUUACAGAUCACAAAAAUAGAAAUUGGGGUGUAAAUCAUUAUUAUGAAAACAUAUAAAAUUUGAGUGAUUAAUUUCAUAAUAUCAAUGUUACAACAAAAAAAGUAACUUAAAGUUAAAUGCCCUAUCUUGAACUUGAUUAAACUUUAUAAUAACAAUAAUAGAAAAUAGGGGUUUAUUUAGAUGGAAGUACAGAACCUUUUAGUACAUUGGGUCUUCCAUUAGCUUAGUAUUUAAUUUCAUAAAUUGGUCCUAAUAAUCAAAUAGAAUUCUAAGAUAAAAAUUUGAAACAUAUUCCUGAUCCACUUUCAUUUAGAAAUGCUAUAUCUAAAACAAAGAUAUAAUUUAAAAUAUAUGAAGACUUAAAUCAAUUUAUAUUUUAAUUAAAUGAGUAGGAUCCAAAUCCAUAUUUAGACUUUUUCAUAUAUAAUAGUAGUUAGAAAGUUGGAUUCACCAGUAUGUCUCCUGUACGUUAAAGAAAAAGUGGCGUAACAACUUAAUUGAUUAGUGGAAAAAUUAAUUGA